Molecule: messenger RNA, 3288 nt
Organism: Venustampulla echinocandica
Lineage: Eukaryota; Fungi; Ascomycota; Leotiomycetes; Helotiales; Pleuroascaceae
Exons: 13
Coding region: 1-3288 (1095 amino acids)
Biological process (GO): transmembrane transport
Cellular component (GO): membrane
Molecular function (GO): ATP binding; ATP hydrolysis activity; ABC-type transporter activity
Source: RefSeq, a predicted model, not a curated record
AUGAAGGCAACUUUCUGGGCUGCCGUACCUUCUCGUGCCCUCCUCAUUCUUGCUCUCUUCGCCCAGCCAGAACUCCUAACACGAUUCAUACUUUUCAUAAAGACUGAUGACAGCAAUAACGCUUCUGGAUAUGGCUUUGUGGGAGCAUUUGCAUUAAUGUAUGGUGCAGCAGCUCUCUUGAAUGCUCAUUAUUCGCAUUGCUGUGAUAGGCUCGCGCUUCAGACUCGAGCUCUUCUAAUUGACAGAAUUUAUGAGCGUCUCCUGUUCAACAAGCACUCGGAGAGUGAAACAAUAGCAGUCACGAGCUUGAUAUCGGUAGAUGUAGAGGCGGGCGUGAAAGGCAUUCAAGGCUUCCAUGAGAUCUGGGCAACCUUGACAACAACAUUAGUAGCAGUGUGGCUUCUGUACCGACAAAUUGGCAUUGCAUGCAUUGCACCAAUUUUGUGUAUGGCAGCUGGUGCAUCCCCUCAAUGCGCUAUUUUGGCUUCGUACGGCAUCUUCGCGGUUGGGGCAGCAUAUAGAGGCGUCGCUCUCAAUGCGACUCGCCUGGUCAGCUCUCUUGCCUUGCUGACUAUAAUGUCGGAACCAAUUUCUUUUCUCCUCAGCGCAAUACCAACCUUUACCUCUGCUCUUAUCUGUCUACAUCGUAUAGAAUUGUUUCUGAAGUCUUCCCACGGAUCUAUGGAAACUAGCAUGAUUUCGGAUGGCCUUACAUCAUCCAUAUCUCAUGAUUUACAGGCUAUAGGCUCGGGCUACAGCACGAAGGAGAAAAGUAUAGACCCUGUGGUAGUCAUUAGGCAUGGCGCAUUUGGGUGGUCCGGAAAACCUCGUUAUCUGGAGGAUAUUUCCUUAGAGAUAUGUGCGUCGCAAGUCAACAUGAUUAUUGGACCUGUAGGGUCUGGAAAGUCAACGCUUCUAUACUCUAUAUUAGGGGAGACAUACAAGUUCCGGGGUCUCUUGAAGACACAGGAUAAUGCUAGAAUAGGUUUUUGCGCCCAGUCUCCAUGGCUCGUCAACGACACUAUCCAGUCCAACAUCCUCGGGGAAUCCAAUUUUGAUGUAAAUUGGUACGAAACAGUGAUAGAAGCAUGCGCCCUGUUAUUAGACUUCUCUACGAUGCCGAAGGCCGAUCAAACGGUGGUUGGGACAAAAGCUGCGAGUCUAAGUGGAGGUCAAAAGCAAAGAAUCUCUUUGGCUCGAGCUAUCUACUCUCGAGCUGAAGUUUUACUUCUUGACGAUGUGUUUAGCGGGCUAGACAAUACAACUAAGAGCCACGUAUUCAAUCGUCUUCUGGGCUCGCGCGGACUUUUGAGGAAUGGCAUAAGUGUGUUGCACUACGCGACAAAUGUCACUAUCAUGGAAAACGGGGCUAUCACAGCUCGAGGUGGGUACCAGCAACUGAGGUCGAGAUUGGAAUCUCUGGAAGCAAGUUUGACACCCGAAAAUCGACGCUCAGAUUGCGUGAUCAACUCAUCAGACCGAGGCCAACAUGAUGACGUUUCAGUGGAGUCAAGGACAGAAACUCCUAAUUUUCCUUCCAACUUAGAGAAGCACGGGUCAUCUCAGACUAUUCCCACUACUAUAUCGAACUCGGUCCGGUUGUACAAGUACUAUGUGAACUCCUUGGGAUUCAAGCAGUCCAUUUUUUCAAUGCUUCUUUUGAUAAUACUUUGGGUGGAGCGCGUUUACUCCAAUAUUUGGCUACAGCAGUGGGCCUCAGCUAACAACAACGCUCAGCUUGGCCGGUACAUUGGUUUCUACGCUUUUCUUGUUAUUUCAAACAUUGUGGUCUUAUAUUUCGUUCUCGUGGCACCACUGUCUAUGUUCAAUUUGGUUGAUGCUGGAGUACUUGUUAAUAGAUUCGUCGAAGACAUCAACACGGUCGAUAAUGACCUACCCAAAGCAAUUUUAAACACAGUUUCCACUGCAAUUGGCGUAUGCGGUCAAAUCUUUAUCGUCAUUCUAGCUAUGCCAGCUAUGACAUGGACAGUUCCACCAAUAUUUGCCCUCACGUGGGCCAUUCAACGCUUCUAUUUGAACACGUCAUCGCAACUGCGAGUAGCCAGUAUUGAAGCCAAAGCUCCUCUGCUCACUCAUUUCCUCGAAACAACCCAAGGGCUCGUCACAGUGAGGGCAUUCGGCUGGCAAGUCAGCUACUCUAAUAAACAUAUUGAGCGGCUUGAAAAAUCCCAGGAAAGUACAUAUCUUCUUUAUUCCCUUCAAGUGUGGCUAAAGUUUAUUAUGGAUUUGGUCGUUAUGGGAAUUGCUGUUCUUCUUGUUACAUUGUCAAUACAUAUGAAGGGAUAUGUGUCUGAGGGGAUUUUGGGCUUGGCGUUGGUUAAGUUGAUAACCUUGGGCAAAGAGUCAAAAUAUUUUGUGACGCAGUGGACACUUCUUGAACAAUCAAUGUUCUCCAUUUCUCGGAUCUUUGAUUUCAUUGGGAGAACUGCUUCAGAGGAGACCGGAAACGAUAUUCUUCCGACGACUGGUUGGCCCCAUGAUGGUUCAGUAGAAUUUCAGAAUGUGUCUGCACAUUACAAGUUCGUCCAUUCACUUUCCCAAGCCCCAAUCCUCCCUACUAAAAUGUCUAGUGAUCCUUCCCAGCGAUGUCUCCAUAAUAUCAACCUCACGAUACCGCAUGGUGAACGAGUUGCGAUUUGUGGGAGAACCGGCAGCGGCAAGACCUCUUUAAUUAGUAGUCUCCUCCAUACACUUUCAGUAUCCUCCGGUGAUAUCCACUUGUCAUCCGUACCACUCUCCACACUGUCCCCUGACAUAACCCGUUCAUACAUCAAUGUGCUUCCACAAGAACCGUUAUUCGUCAUUGGAUCAGUCCGGCAUAACAUGACUCUCUGGUCAACCGAUAUUUCCGACAAGGAUAUUAUCAGGGUUCUACAGCGAGUCAACCUAUGGGACAAUAUCGAAUCUCUGGGAGGACUGAACAUGAAAUUGGAUUCGGAUAGAAUGUUAAGUCAAGGACAAGCUCAACUGUUCUGUCUCGCUAGAGCAAUGUUGAAGAAGAGGAGCAUAUUGAUCUUAGAUGAGGCUACGAGCAGCGUCGAUCGAGAUUCGGAGACUAUAAUGCAGAACAUUAUAAGGGACGAUUUUGAGAGCACGACGGUCAUUGCGGUGGUGCAUCGGUUGAGGAGUAUAGUGGAUUUUGAUCGAGUUGUCGUGAUGGAUAAAGGAGCGAUAGUGGAGUGUGGAAAGCCAAGGGAGCUGUUAAAGAACCAGAAAAGCAAGUUUAAGUUAAUGUGGGAUCAAUCGGAGUCCGGUCUAUCAAGAUAG